GGUAGCAUGUGAUUAUCGAAAGGAGACGUAGUGGCGAACUGCGGCGCAGGGCGCGAACUUUCUACCUUGAACGAGUUCUGAAGUAACCGCGAUGAAUUGGCGGGAGCGAACUUUAUUUUAGUUUCUCGUGAGGCAACGGGCUGGCAAGCAUUUAUGUGCGCCGGUAUGAGCAGCGAGCGCAAUGUUUAGCGAUAGUUACUUCCUCGUAUGACGUGCCAAGUUCCGAUAGCGUAACUGUGACAUCGAUUUCGUUACUUUGAUUACUGGUUUGAAUAAGUAACAUUCAUAGCUCAAAAUAUGGACGCACUACUAGUGACAUUCCUUAGGUUUUCUCGCUUCUCUUCGUGCUUUGUUCGCAUUCCCAAUAAAUGGGUCCGAGAAGCAACAUCUUCCAAUGAUGAGGUGGUCAUCUAUGAAUUGAAUUCUGUUGAAACAGCAUGCAAGGCCUUUGUUUCCUGGAACCUUGAAACAACGCAGGACGACUACAUAGAGAUAAAUGCCCAGUUUGCUGAACUGUGUGGUUUUCGUGAAGGUGAAGAGGUUACUGCUGAGAGAAGAGGCAAUGUCCACCGUGCAGAACAAGUGGCAGUGCAAACGUCGAGUCUUAGUGACUACGAAAAGCUUGUCGAAUGCAGUAGUUUUCUUGAAAGUCAUCUAAUGAAUCAAAUUCGAACAAUCUGGCCUGGCAUGAAAUUUCUUAUGUGGACAACACCUUCAUCCCCAAUUUUACUUGACGUUGUGUCUGCUGUGCCGGAUUGUAAGCCUAUUCUCCUCGUCAGGAACACAGUUGUGUCUGUAGUCCCAAGCACAGAAUCCCAAACAGUGCUUCCAAGUCAUUCUUCAACACCUAGAGCAUUGAGUGAAAGCACCAGCCUGCGCAGCUUUGCAUCCGCAGUUGGCUCUUUCCCCUCGUGGGUUUGGUCUUCGGUUUUGUCAAACCAAGUAGCAAGACGUUUGCAUCCACCUCUGCCUCAACAGCAAUCCGUCGAAUCCACACUCACUUGGCACGUCGAUGUGUGCUUCACUGCCAGGGUGAUCCCACGCAAGUUCUUCACGAUAGAGCCGCUACCUGCGCAUAACGUUGAAAAGCUGCUGUGUGAACAUCCUACUACGAUUUUUGUGUCGAGGUCACAACUUCACCUGUGUGAUUUAGGCAGCGAUGCCCAGUUGGCCUUGACUUUCAUUGCCAACAUUUCAAAGAUCGCCUCGCCUCAGGAGAAGCUGAAAAAAGCCGCUUUGGACUCAAAGGGUGACCCUUUGGGUUCACAACAACAAGCAACUGUGUUGCCCGAUCGUGAAAAUUGCUUUGUGAGAGUGUUUGCAGUUCCUACUGCAUGGACCGAUUUUAACUUGUUACAUGGCUCCAACUUGGCCCUUGUUCCCGAUGCCCUUCGACGGCAACUGGGACUGGACCAUGCUAGUAAAUUGAAGAUUAGGUCACUCUCAGCCUCCGAACAGCCUGUUGCAUUGAGGUCAAUCACCCUGCAUCCCAUAGGGAAUACGACUUUUACUGAAGGAAGUAUCGCCAGUGUCUUCCACUCAUGGUGUAGAGGCAUCUCAGCUUCUGGUUAUCCAGUUGUGCUUUCAUCGGGUGGUCUUUUGAGGCUGAAAUCUGGUGAACAUGGGGAACAAACAGACUUUCUGAUAAAGCUUUCUCAUCAAAACAGUGGUGCUGAAGACGUGGCAAAUGAUAACCAAAGCAUUGAAAGUGAAAUGAAGUACUGCUUCCUGAGCAAUUCAGCAUUAGUAACUGUCAACCUUGGGAAGGCUGUCAGAACUCUGCGUUCAAAUAAGUGCAUAUUGGUGCUCCCCGUGUCGAACAUCAGCCUUCUCAACCCAGAUCUUCAGGCUCCUAGGCUUGAAGAACUUGGUGGUGUGAAGGAGCUCUGCGAGAAAGGUCUGGCCUGGCUGAAGUUGCUGACGGCAGCACAGCCCACGGCAGUACAGUUGUGUGGCCAACAGCAACUUGUGGGAGAUGUGCUGCUAAUCACAGGCCAGCGUGGAAGUGGCAAGACAACACUUGCUAAGUCACUUGCCCUGUGCAUGCUUCAGUCCCCUCCAUUUGCCCACGUUGAAGUCAUCGAAUGCAGUUCAUUGAGGGGAAAGCGUCCUGAAAAGAUAGCCAAGAUGUGGGAAAACAUGGCUGCAGAGUGUUGCUUCAGAGAGCCUGUGGUGCUGGUUUUUGAUGACUUGGAUACGCUGGCUGGUGCUGUAGCAGGGCCUGAACAAGAGAAGAGUCCUGACGCCCUUUACUUCAACAAGGUAGCUGAUGCAUUCUUCAACACGCUUGCCGCACUGAGGGACUCGUGCACCAGAGUGGCUGUCAUCGUCACAGGUCGCUCGAGAGAGGCCUUUAACACUCGUCUCACUGCGAGCCAUGGACAGCAUGUGUUCUACACAGUGCUUGCCAUCCCACCUCCAAACAAGGCGGAGCGCGAGGAGAUUCUCAGGUGUCUGGUGAGCAUGAGGCCACACCUCAGCAACAGUCAGUUUGACUACAGCAAGGUGGCCCACCAGACAGAAGGCUGCUAUGCUAAAGACCUUGCAGCCAUACUGGACAGAGCGACGCAUGCCUUUUACGCAGACACAGCAGGGGACACCACAUCCACGACAGCCAUGAAUGGUUUAGAAAGAGAGAUCAUUCUCUUGGACGACCACUUUGAGUCCGUCUUGGAAGAGUACUGUCCAACGUCCCUCAGAGGCCUGAACCUGAGGGCAGAGCACACCUUGCACUGGCGAGAUGCUGGUGGCUUGGAUGAUGUGAAGAAAACACUGCAAGAGGUCUUCCUCUGGCCUACAAAGUACCCUGAGCUGUUUGCCAACAGUCCCAUUCGUCCGCUGUCUGGCCUGCUGUUGUAUGGAGCCCCUGGGACAGGCAAGACACUUCUUGCUGGCAUAGUAGCUUCAGAAUGUGCUGUCAACUUCAUCAGCAUAAAGGGGCCAGAGCUAUUGUCAAAGUAUAUUGGUGCCAGUGAACAGGCUGUUAGGAAUGUUUUCCAAAGAGCUCAUAGUGCGAAGCCCUGCAUCAUCUUUUUUGACGAAUUUGACUCCAUUGCACCGAGGAGAGGUCACGACAGUACAGGGGUUACCGAUCGUGUUGUUAAUCAGCUGCUUACAUUGCUUGAUGGUGUGGAAACAAGCACUGGUGUGUAUGUGCUGGCUGCAACUAGUAGGCCUGACCUCAUUGAUCCAGCACUGCUUCGACCUGGCCGUUUGGACAAGUGCCUUCACUGCCCACUGCCAAAUACGGCGGAGCGUGCCAGCAUUCUGUCGGCUUUGAGCCGCAAGCUUCUCCUGGCUGACGACGUGGACCUGGAGUCCGUGGCGGCGCGCACCGAGCACUUCUCCGGCGCCGACUUGCAGGCACUGCUGUACACGGCGCAGCUGGAAGUCGUCCACGAGGUCUUCCCCGAAGACGAGCUCCAAGGAGACAGCCCGGGCCGACGCUUCGACUAUUCGUGGUCGUCGGACGACUCACCGGUCCUCGGAGAGUCCGAGUUCUUCUACGCCCCUUCGGUCAGCCAGGGCCCCACGGAGCCCGUACCCGACAAGGCGCGCCAGCUACAGCAGGAGGUAAGCGCUCUCUCCGAGAACUUGUUGGGCCAGGGUCCGAGAAGGCAACAGCACCGCCGAUCUCGGAGGGACAGCACCGCCCUGGCGCUGAGCAUCCAUCAGCGGCACUUGGAACAGGCACUCACCAACACCUCCGCCUCCAUCUCAGCCGUCGAGAGGACCAAGUUCGACACCAUAUACUCUCUCUUCCGAUCGGGUGCAUCACUCGCCGAGCUUCGAAUGGCAGCCGGACAGCGCGUCACGUUGGCCUGAACGACGUCCUCUUGGAGCCAUCUUCUGAUCUCGUUCACCG
Molecule: messenger RNA, 3865 nt
Organism: Rhipicephalus sanguineus (brown dog tick)
Lineage: Eukaryota; Metazoa; Arthropoda; Arachnida; Ixodida; Ixodidae
Product: peroxisome biogenesis factor 1-like
Biological process (GO): protein import into peroxisome matrix
Cellular component (GO): cytosol; peroxisome; peroxisomal membrane
Molecular function (GO): ATP hydrolysis activity; ATP binding
Source: RefSeq, a predicted model, not a curated record